This is a messenger RNA of Closterium sp. NIES-65, 5937 nucleotides long. NCBI's taxonomy places the organism in Eukaryota, Viridiplantae, Streptophyta, Zygnematophyceae, Desmidiales, Closteriaceae. The record is from the annotation of a GenBank genome assembly.
AUGCUCCUCUUUUCUUCAACUCUUCUGCUCUGCCAGUACCGUCCUGCUCUCCUCCUGUGCUCUGCUGGUCUGUUGCCUCUGUGCUCCUCUUAUCCUGCGUUGCUCUUCUUCUUCUAUGCUCCUACUCAACCCCCUAUCUCCCCACGUUCCAUGCCCAUUUUCUGCCUCGCUCUCCUCCUGUGCUCUGCUGGUCUGCUGCCUCUGUGCCCCUCUUCUUAUCCUACGUUGCUCGCCUUCUAUGCUCCUACUCAACCCCCUAUCUCCCCACGUUCCAUGCCCAUUUUCUGCCUCGCUCUCCUCCUGUGCUCUGCUGGUCUGCUGCCUCUGUGCCCCUCUUCUUAUCCUACGUUGCUCGCCUUCUAUGCUCCUACUCAACCCCCUAUCUCCCCACGUUCCAUGCCCAUCUUCCGCCUCGCUCUCCUCCUGUGCUCUGCUGGUCUGCUGCCUCUGUGCCCCUCUUCUUAUCCUACGGGUGGGAGCGGGAGGAAAGGAGAAGGUGGGGUUGGGGAGGAGGGGGGCGAAGGUGUGGAGUGGGGUGGGGUGCGGUGGCAAGGGGCGGAUCUGGUACAGGAGUGGGUUGCCAGGAUGUGGGAUGAUUGUGAAAAAAAGGAUAGGCGGGGGGAGGGAGGCAGGAGAAAUGGAGAGACAGGCAUGGAUGUUGUGUGUGGGAAGGGAGGGGCAGAGGGACGAGACAAACGGAAAGGAAAAGAAGUGGUGGCGGAAGCAGGAAUAGGGAGACGGAGAGAAGGGGUGUGUUGGCACGAGCAGCACAGGCACAGGACAGGGAGCAGACACAGCGGAUACAGGAGGAGCAGCAGUAGAAGCAGGAGAGUCACUCACUUUGGGGAUGUGGUGGGGGGGAUGAGUGGGAGAAGAGUGAGGGGGCUUUGCUUUGUGUGGCCGAGGUCUAUGGGAGAUAUGCUGGCGAGCGAGAGAGAGGCGGUGUGUGGGUUGCUGGAGGGGGCUGCGAGGGGAUGGAGAGGAGGGGAGAGCGAGGAGGGAGUGGGGGAAGGAAGCGGGGAGGGAGAGGAGGGAGAGGAGGGGUUGGGGAGGGGGAGCUGGGGGUGUGUUUGGUGUGGGAGACAGGGGUGUGAUGGGCUGAUUGGGGCUGUUGGUGAGUUAAGGAGAGUGUUGGAGAGAGUGGGGAGGGGGAAGGAAGAGAGAGUGGGGAGGGGGAAGGAAGAGAGAGUGGGGAGGGGGAAGGAAGAGAGAGCUCAGGGAUGGGGAGCAGGAGAGGGAGGGAUACGGAGGGGAGGGAGGCUGUUGAUUGGGGAGGAGGAUGAGGGCAAGGAGGAAGAGGAGGAGGAGGCGAAAGGGACAGGAGGAUGGGGGAGAGAGAGUGGGAAGGAGAAGGGGCGGGGAGUGAGAGAAGAGGAGAAGGGUGUCGGAGGAGGGGAGGGAGGGCUUGCUGUCGCCAGCAAGAGAGGGAUUUGGAACGGUAGGAAUGGAUUGCUUAAGUGCGGGGAAGGAGGGGAGGAGUGUGGGAGAGAGGAGGGACGGGAUGGGAAAGCAGCCAAGGGGAAAGGUGGUAGUGGGAGAGAUGGGGUGGCUGCUGCUGCAAGAGGUGAUGACAGGGGUUAUAGAGGGGAAAGGGGCCUUGGUGGUGAUGGUGAUGGUGGUAGUGAUGAGAGUGAUGGGGAUGACGAUGGGGCUAUUGGGUUCAUUCCCUUGAGUGAUGCAAGGCCUCAGAAGGUGAAGGCAGGGGCAAAGAAUAUGGAUGCUGGUGCUGAUGGUCGGGACGAAGGGAGUGUGGGCGUGAGCGGUGCUCCACUGAGAGGGAAAGCUGAAGAGGGAGUGAAGGAGAAAGAAGGACUGAGAGUGAACGAGUCAAGAGAGGGAGGUGCUAAGGGUCCUGAGACACCAGCAAAGCAGAGAGAGGGGGGAACUGUUGUAAAGGGGGGAGUGAAAGAGGCAGAGAGAGUGAGUGGUUUGCAGGUGAGAGUGAAAGCGGAGCCAGUAGAGGAUGUGGUGAUGGGGGGGAGAGAGGGGGAGGUGGGACGAGUGGGGGAGUUGGGGAAGGUGGGGACAGUGGCGGAUGGAGGAAUACAAGAGAUCGCAGGAGUGAAGGCUGAGGAGAGAGAGGAGGGGGAGGUGAGGGAGGGGGAUAUGGAGGAGGAAGAGGAGGAAGAAGAGGAAGAGGAGGGAAAGGAAGGAAAGGAGGGAGAAGGAGGUGAGGGGAACGAGAGAGGAGAGGGGAAGGGGGAGGAGGAGAGGGAGAGAAGGAAGGCUGGGGCGAGUAUGCGGAAGGAUAAUGAGGAGGAGGAAGCUGAUAGUGAUAGUGAUGAUAGUGAUGAUAGUGAUGGUAGUGAUGAUGGUAGUGAUAGCGAAUACAAGGUUGAGGAGGAGAAGGAUGAAGAUUCUGAUAGUGAUGGGGAUGGUGAUGGGGAUGGUGAUGUGGUUGAAGUGAAGAAAGAGAGGGUGGAGAGUGGGGAGAGAAUUGGUGCGGUGGGAGGCGGUGCGGUGGGAGGUGGUGUGGUGCGAUUUGGUGGAGUGAGAACAGAAGAGAGAGCAGGAGCAGGAUUUGGAGUUGGAAGGGAAGGGGAAAGGGGAGGAGCAUUAGUAGGGGUAUGGGGAGCGGAAGAAAGAGGGCUGGGGCGAGGGGUAGGGGGAGGGGGAGGGGGAGUGGGAAGAGGGGAAGGGGAUGAGAGAGGGACGGGGGCAGCCGAAUUGGGAACGAAAGGCUUUGAUUCUGGGUUUGCUGGUCGGAGCGAGCAAAGGGGUGGGUUUGGUGGUGGUGAGAACGAGCAGAACGGGGGGCUUGGGAACGAACACGAGCAAAGGGAUAAGUUUGAUGAGAACACUGGAGAGGCAGUGGCAGAAUGGUUGAUGGGCACUAUGGGGAUGCAAGAGAGGAAAGCGAGGAAGAUUGUAGAGAGGACAAGGAAGGAUGCGAGGAUGGGGGGGUGGGAGCUGGAGCGGUGGGUGGCAGAGGCUGUGGAUUUUGCUGCUGCUGCUGAGGUGCAUGAGAGGAUGGUGGAGGAAGAGGAGGAAGAGGAGGAGAGAGAGGGAGAGGAGCAGAAGCAGGAGGAGGAGGAAGAUGAGGAGGAGGAGGGGGGAGGUUAUGGUGAGGAUGAAGGAGGGAAGUACGGAGAAGGAUGGGGUCGCGUUGGUGGCGGUGUUGGCAGUGGUGUUGGUGGUGGUGUUGGCGGCGGUGGUUUCAGGGGUGGUGGUUUCGGAGUUGGUGGCUUAGGUGGUUCGGGCCUCACCCGUCCACCCACCACCUCAGCAGUCUCACGUGCUCCACCUCACUCCCCAGCACCCAGAGCAGCACCCUUUAGACCCAGCGAUCAGGCGGGGCCCAGCAGGGUUGGAUGCGGUGAUGAGCGGUGGGGGAACAACGCAGCCAGGGGUGGUGGUGAUGGGUGGGGUACCAAGGUUGGAUGCGGUGGUGAGCGGUGGGGGAAUAACACAGCUAGGGGUGGUGAUGAGGGGUGGGACAGCGGGGUUGGAUGCGGUGGUGAGCGGUGGGGGAACAAUACAGCCAGAGGUGGUGGUAUGGGGACGGUGGGGGCAGGGGGUUUUGGUAAGGGAGGGGUAGAGCGACAGCUGGCACGGAUGCUGACUCAGCGUGACAGCGUGGCAGGAGGUUUGAAGGAGGAGGGGUGGGAGGGAGGGAGUUGGGGAGGAUUGGGGGGAGGGAGAGGGUUCGGAGGAGGGGGGUUGAGAGGAGGGAGAGGAGGGGGAGUGAAGGGCGGGGCAGCAGCGGGUCAGAAGCGCAGGGCGAGUGGUGGAAGGGGCAAUGUGUCCAAGGCAAGUAACUCACAUUCUUGCGUUGUCGAAGCGGGUCAGAAGCGCAGGGCGAGUGGUGGACUGGGAAAUGCUUCCAAGGCAAGUGUGGCGAGUGGUGGACUGGGAAAUGCUUCCAAGGCAAGUGUGGCGAGUGGUGGACUGGGAAAUGCUUCCAAGGCAAGUGUGGCGAGUGGUGGACUGGGAAAUGCUUCCAAGGCAAGUGUGGCGAGUGGUGGACUGGGAAAUGCUUCCAAGGCAAGUGUGGCGAGUGGUGGACUGGGAAAUGCUUCCAAGGCAAGUGUGGAGAGUGGUGGACUGGGCAAUGCUUCCAAGGCAAGUAAGCGACCCCCCCUGCCUGCGCCCAGCCUCGUGCAUUCCUCUCGCGGCGUGCAAGCCAUCCACCCCACCCAUCCCGCGACCCCCGAAACGCCCGUCCGCUGCGACCCCACCAACUUCUAUCCCUCUCACUUGCUUCCUUCCUGCCCCCCUUUCCUCCCUUCCCCCCCUGCCUCCCCUGCCCCUCCUUUCCUUAUCCUCUUACAGAAGCGAAACCUUCCGCCCGCGCCCAACCUCAAGCGAAACCUUCCGCCUGCGCCCAACCUCGUGCACUCCUCUCGCGGCAUGCAAGCCAUCCACCCCACCCACCCGGCGACCCCCGAAACCCCUUUCCGCUGCAACCAUACCAACUUCUCGCGCAUGUGUGGCUUCGGCGGGAUUCCCCGCAUCAUGCCCUACCAGCGAAACCCUGCUGACUUGAAGCUCGCUCCCAGGAGUAUCAUGAUCUAUGUGGAGAAUAUCAGGGAUGCGGAGUGGGGUUACAUGUCAAACCAGCUGUUCUCUCUGCCGGUGGAGUUUGUUGACAGUGCCCACCUCGGCGUGUGCAGCAGGAAGAGAGGAGCCUUUCCUUUCAAGCUCUUUCCUUUCAAGCCCUGUUGGUACAUCCACAACUUACCCACACAAAGCCGGUGGCUGCCCGAGGAGGUUCGAAACUGCCCGAAAACGAUCUCCGAGGCGUUUCCCUGCUUGACGCAGUUUUGGCCGCGCUGGGACCCUCGGGAAAAGCUAAAUGUGAUUAACACGCAGGCGUUUGGAGUGGAUGUGAGGCUGCAGGAGUGGAACGAUAAGCUGCAGAUGCACGGUGCUUAUGGGCUUGCUCCGGAGACACAAACAGAGCUGCUGAAAUACAUCAGAAAGUACAAUCUGCUGUGGAUUGAGCGCAACCGCCUCGCUCCGCUGAAGGUGAAGCAGCUGGAGAUGCUGAUGGGAUACCCGGAGGGGCAUGUGAGCGUGGUCACCAACAACAAGACCAGCAGAUAUAAGAUGCUCGGAAACACCUUCCAUGUGCCCACCGUUGCUCUCCACCUCUCAGUCCUGCGUCGAAACACCUUCCACGUGCCCACCGUCGCUCUCCACCUCUCAGUCCUGCGCCGCCUCAACCGCCCUAUCCGGGUCCUCUCGCUCUUCUCAGGCAUCGGUGGCGCCCUAGUAGCGCUCCACAUGGUGAAAGUCCCUGUGAUCUGCGCCGUGAGUGUGGAGUUUGAGAAAAGCUGCCGCGAUGCCGAGGGGAGGUGGUGGAGGGAAACCGCAAUGGCGGAGGAGAGGGCUGGGAGGGAUGGGGUCAACCAGAUGCUGGGGGAGUUAUUGCAGCUGUAUCACAAUGUGAGCUGGGGGUCGGGGUCGGGCAAGGAGGUGAUAGACGCGUUCGUGCAGGCGCUGAGCAGCGACUCGGGCAGCCAGGGCAGCGCGGCGGACGCGAGUGUGAAGGGGUGGUGGGCCAUUAGUACCGCUUACUACCAGUCAGGCUCUGGCGGGAAGAAGAAUGUCAGUUCCAAGUGCCCCGACGCGUGCGGGGUAGAGAGCACGUCACCCAACGGGAAGCCGGGUAUUGACGCUACUAUCUCCACGCUCGCGCAUGAGCUCACCGAAGCUGCCACCGACCCUGAUGCAAAUGCGGGGUGGUUCGACGACGACGGCGAGGAGAAUGCGGACAAAUGCUCGUGGGAAUAUGGCACCACAAAGACUGGUUACCAGCAGAGCGGGCAGAGCUACAAGUACAAUGUGGUGGGGCUGAAUGGGAUGAAGUUCCUGGUGCAGCUUAACUGGGACCGCGUGAAGAGCAAGUGCGUCCUGCAGAGUGCCCUGCCUAGUGCUGGUGGUGGCGGGGGGGGGAACUCCCCCCCCCCCCUCCGCCAACUGGAGGCAGCGUGA